AUGUUGCGUCUUCUUCCUCAGUCCGUCAGACUUGGAGUUCGUAGUUUCUCCUCAGCCUCUCCUCUUACUAGUGAGCUUAAAACGAAAAUAGAUAAUAUCGUUAAAACUGAUGAUGUCGUGGUUUUCAUGAAAGGAACACAAAAAGAGCCUAUGUGUGGCUUUUCACGUAAUGUGAAACUUGUGCUUGACUACCAUGAGGUUAAAUUCAGGGAUUUCAAUGUGCUCGAAGAUGCUGAACUAAGAGAAGGCAUCAAAACGUACAGUGAAUGGCCUACGAUUCCUCAGGUUUAUGUGAAAGGAGAAUUUGUAGGAGGUUGUGAUAUUUUGGUUCAGAUGCACAAAGAGGGAGAGAUCAGCGAUUUCUUCGAUGGCAAAAAAAUACCAAACAAGUACGGAAACAUCCAAUAA
Auanema sp. JU1783 is the source of this 408-nucleotide messenger RNA. The record is from the annotation of a GenBank genome assembly. Lineage: Eukaryota; Metazoa; Nematoda; Chromadorea; Rhabditida; Rhabditidae.